Molecule: messenger RNA, 2229 nt
Organism: Myodes glareolus (Bank vole)
Lineage: Eukaryota; Metazoa; Chordata; Mammalia; Rodentia; Cricetidae
Gene: Icam1
Product: intercellular adhesion molecule 1
Biological process (GO): cell-cell adhesion
Cellular component (GO): plasma membrane
Molecular function (GO): integrin binding
Source: RefSeq, a predicted model, not a curated record
CACCCCGCCCCCAACAUGUCAUUGCUUCAGUUUGGAAAUUCCUGGGCCACGAGAGCCAGCGAGGCAGGACCACCCCUCUCGGUCAGGGCCAGGGCACUGUCUCCAUCCGGAAAUACCGAAGUCCUCGUUCAAGAGGGGAAGGCGCGAGGUUUCCGGGAAAGUGGCCCCGCCAGCACCGCCCCUCGGUCCCCCGUGGCCAGCGACUAUAAAGGACCGCACGCGGUGCAGAGCCUCAGUCUGCACCCUGUGCUUGUGCCCCGGACGCUGCUGCUACCUGCGCUCUGCCCUGGCCUUGCUAUGGCUCCCACCCUGCCUCUGCUCCUGGCCCUGGUCACCGUUGUGAUUCCAGGGCCUGGUGGCGCUCAAGUAUCCAUCAACCCCAUAGAAGUUUUCCUGCCGCGGGGUGCAUCCCUGCAGGUGAACUGCUCUUCCUCCUGCAGUGAGAACCUCAACCUGGGCUUGGAGACUCAGUGGCCCAAAAGAGAGGUAGAGAGUGAACUCAGGUGGAAGCUGUUUGAACUGAGUGACAUUGAAGAAGACAGCAAGCCCCUGUGCUUUGAGACCUGUGGCACCAUCCAGUCAUCAGCCUCUGCCACCAUCAUCUUAUACUCGGUCCCAAAACAUGUGGAGCUGGACCCUCUGCCCACCUGGCAGCAGGUAGGCAAGAACCUCACCCUGCGCUGCCUGGUGGACGGUGGGACACCGCGGAGCCAACUCUCAGUCAUGCUGCUCCGAGGGGAGGAGGUGCUGUACCGGCAGCCAGUGGAUGUGGACCGCAAGAACCCCAAAGAGAUUACAACCACGGUGCUGGUGAGCAGAGAUGACCACGAAGCCAAUUUCUCAUGUCGCACAGAACUGGACCUCAGGCCACUAGGGCUAGCGCUGUUCACAAAUGUCUCCAUGACCAGGCAGCUCUGGACUUUCGAUCUUCCUCUGACCAUCCCGAAGCUUGACACCCCUGACCUCCUGGAGGUAGGCACCAAACAGAAAGUGCUCUGCUCCCUGGAAGACCUGUUUCCUGCCUCUGAAGCCCAGAUAUCUCUGGAGCUGGGAGGCCACACACUGAUCUCCAAGAGCAGAAACCACGGAGACUUGGUGUUAGCCACGGCCUUGGUGGAGGUGACUGCAGAGCUGGAGGGAACUCAGCAGCUGCGCUGUGUUUUGGAGCUGGCAAACCAGACCCUGAUUGCGGAGAGGACCUUGAACAUCUACAGCUUUUCAGCUCCUGCCUUGACCCUGAGCCAGCCAAACGUCUCAGAAGGGAACCAAGUGACUGUGAGUUGUGAAGCCAGUGGUGGAGCGCUGGUGGUGAAUCUGACUGGUGCUCCGCUGGGGACCCCGUCCCCGAAGGUCGAGUUCCCGUCCCCGAAGGUCGAGUUCCCGCUGACAGCCAGAGCUAAGGAUGACAAAGAACAGUUAUCUUGCUCUGCUACCCUGAAGGUGGCUGGGCAGGUGCUGUUUAAAACCCGGACCCUGGAACUACAAGUGCUGUAUGGUCCCUACCUGGAUGACAGUGACUGCCGGGGGAACUGGACCUGGGAAGAGGGGUCUCAGCAGACUCUGAAAUGCGAGGCCAGGGGGAACCCACCCCCCCACACACUGAACUGCAACCGGAAAGGAGAUGGAGCCCCACUGCCCAUCGGGGUGGUGAAGUCUGUCAGUCGGGCGAUGAAUGGCACCUAUGUGUGCUAUGCUGAAAGCUCCCGUGGAAAUGUCACCAGGGACGUAUUCCUAAGAGUGGUCUACUACGACCCUACCCUGAUCAUCAUUUUGGUGGUAAUGUUGGUCACUGUGGUCCUUAUAAGCACGGCAGUCAUAUACUUCUAUAACCGCCAGAGAAAGAUCAGGAUAUACAAGCUACAGAGGGCGCAGGAAGAGGCCAUGAAACUCAAGGCACAAGCCCCGCCUCACUGAGCCACCAAGGACACCAACACCUCCCUGGCCCCCCUCUGCGGGUAGCAGCUGGUGCUGCUUUUGAACAGAAAGGUAGACAGAUAGUGUUGACCCACCUCCUCUGGUUGUGACAAGACAAGAUGGUGGCCUGGACAUGCACCAAUCAGACCUCCUUGGCCUCACACUUGGAGAGGAGGGAGCAACAUCAAGGGCGUGGAUCUGUGACCUGGACACACCCACAGCCUUGCGGGCCUUCAGUAAGGAAAUGCUGACCUCAUUUCUAUUGCCUAUGCUGAGGCCCUGCCUAAGGAAGAGUGAUAUCCAAUAGACACAAGC